UAGCAACUCUGAGUCACACUGCGAACGUAACAUGGCAAUCCGCCCGCUAAGUGCCGAACUGCAAGCAAUAGCACGUGAGGAGUUGAACGAGGAUCCUGCCAGAUUGGAACAAGAUUUAAAGUACUUGAGGGAAUGGCUGGCCAAACAACCCCAUCUUUGCUGUGUUUCAGACUCACAAUGGCUAAUAACAUUUCUUCGUGGCUGUAAGUUCUCUCUGGAACGCACCAAGUCCAAGAUAGAAAUGUUCUACACACUGAGGACCGCGUUGCCGGAGUUCUACGCGAAUCGCGACCCGAUGUUGCCGGAGAUUCAAUACAUCCUCAAAUUAGGAACGAUGCUGCCGCUACCUCUGCCAGACGACGCGGGAAGACGGAUUAUCCUCAUGAGGACUGGCAUUACCGACCCUGAUAAAGUGAAGAUUGCGGACGUCUUCAAAGCGCAGAUGAUGGUCGCAGACAUAUUGCUUGAAGAGGACGAUCGAAUUUCUAUUUGCGGCACAAUGAAUGUGAUGGACCAUUCGAAAGCAACUUUGACUCAUAUGGCACAAUUCAGCCCAUCACUAACAAAGAAAGCUAGCACGCUGUUUCAGGAUGGUUACCCAAUUCGUCCUAAAGGCAUGAACCAUAUCAACAUGAAUCCAGCGAUCAUCACUGUGUUCAACAUGUUCAAGUCAUUCAUGAACGAGAAGAUGAAAAGCAGGCUGUUCGUUCACUCCGACAUGGACUCUUUGUACAAAAACGUCCCACAAAGGCUUCUACCCCAAGAAUAUGGAGGAGAGGCAGGAUCACUGGCCGCGAUUACAGAAGAAUGGAAGAAGAAAGUUGAGGCACGACGUGGAUGGCUCAUGGAGGGCGAGAUGUACCGAUCGGACGAGAAGAAGCGAGUCGGGGGCAGACCGAAGACGCAGGAGGACCUGUUCGGCCUGGACGGUUCCUUCAGACAACUGAAUGUGGACUAGAAUAUAUUCACAUAACUACAUUACACCUGAGUUCAUGUCCAGUCAAAUACAUAUAUAGAAAUUUCACUUUUUAUGGGUAAGAAAUUUCAAUCUUAAACAUGAAUUUAAUUUAACA
Zootermopsis nevadensis is the source of this 1073-nucleotide messenger RNA. Lineage: Eukaryota; Metazoa; Arthropoda; Insecta; Blattodea; Termopsidae. The record is from RefSeq and is a predicted model, not a curated record.